Vidua macroura (Pin-tailed whydah) is the source of this 4050-nucleotide messenger RNA. It is a transcript of the gene LRIG1, whose product is annotated as leucine rich repeats and immunoglobulin like domains 1. Gene Ontology annotation, molecular function: protein binding. The record is from RefSeq and is a predicted model, not a curated record. Lineage: Eukaryota; Metazoa; Chordata; Aves; Passeriformes; Viduidae.
AUGCACCAAUGGGGCGGCGCGGCGCCGCGGCCGGGGGGGCUCCCGGCCAAUGGCGGCGCGGCGGGGGCCGCCCGGCAGCCAAUGGGCGGGCGCGCGGGGGGCGGCGCGGCUACAUGUUGCGGUGUCGCCAACGUGGGUCCGCGGCGAGCGGCUCGGGCCGGGCGGCAGCGGCGGCGGCUCCGACCCCGCGGCAGCGCACCGGGACCGGCCGGCGCCCGCCGAGCCCGAGCCGUGCGGCGCGGAGCGGCAGCGGGAGCAGCGGCGGGAGGCGCUUCCCGCGGCGGGGACGCCGACUCGACCCGCCCGGCAGUGCCCGGUGGAUGCCGGUGCCGUAGCGCCCCGCGGGGCCGGCGGCCGAGGCGAUGCUGCGGGCGGCGGAGCGGCGCUGAGCGCCCGCGGCGUGAGCGCUCCUGCCGCCUCCUCCCGCCGCGGACGUUCCCCGGUGCCGGAUACAAAAUGGCGCUGCCGUCACGGGCGGCGGCGGCGCUGCUGCUGCUGGGGCUGCUGCGCUCGGCCGCCGCCGGCUGCCCCGCGGGCUGCGCCUGCGGCGGGGACGCGCUGAGCUGCGGCGGGCUGGCGCUGCCCGCCCUGCCCCGGGACCUGCCCCGCUGGCCGCGGCACGUAAACCUGAGCUACAACAAGUUGGCAGAGAUUGAUCCUUCUGUCUUUGCAGAGCUGUUGAACCUGCAGGAAGUGAGACUGGACCACAACGAGCUGAGUGCCAUUCCCUCGCUGGGAUCUGCUGCUUCCAGCGUCCGCUCCCUGCACCUGCAUCACAACAGGAUCCGCAGCAUUGAAGGCAGUCGACUGCAGCCCUACGUUACCCUGGAAACGUUGGACCUGAGCUCCAAUGACAUCACGGAAAUCCGAAACGGCUGCUUUCCACAGGGACUUCACAUAAAGGAGCUCAACCUGGGGAGCAACAGAAUCAGCACCCUGGAGCCCGGUGCCUUUGACAGCCUGUCACGGUCCCUGCUGACGCUUCGUCUGAGUAAAAACAGGAUCACCCAGCUCCCUGUCAAGGCCUUCAGGCUGCCCAGGCUAAUACAACUGGAGCUGAACCGAAAUCGCAUCCGCCUGAUUGAAGGCCUGACGUUCCAGGGACUGGACAGCUUGGAAGUCCUGAAACUGCAGCGCAACAACAUCAGCAAAUUGACUGAUGGGGCUUUCUGGGGUCUAGCCAAAAUGCAAGUUCUCCACCUGGAAUAUAACAGCCUGACAGAAGUGAACAGUGGCUCUCUCUAUGGCCUUUCCUCUCUGCACCAGCUUCACCUCAGCAACAACUCCAUAUCCCGCAUCAACCCCGAUGGCUGGAGCUUCUGCCAGAAGCUGCAUGAGCUGAUACUCUCCUACAACAACCUAACAAGGCUGGACGAGGGAAGCCUGGCAGACCUCGGGGGACUGCACGUGCUGCGGCUGAGCCACAAUUCCAUCAAUCAUAUUGCAGAAGGUGCUUUCAGGGGACUCAAAAACCUACGUGUCCUGGAACUGGACCACAACGACAUCUCGGGCACAAUAGAAGAUACCAACGGAGCCUUUACAGGCCUGGAAAACCUGAGCAAGCUAACUCUGUUUGGAAACAAGAUCAAGUCGGUGGCCAAGAAAGCGUUCUCAGGGUUGGAGGCUCUGGAGCACCUGAACCUCGGGGACAAUGCCAUCCGCUCCAUCCAAGCCGAUGCCUUUGCCAGGAUGAGGAGCCUGCGGCAGCUCCACAUUAACAGCGACAGCUUCCUCUGCGACUGCCAGCUGAAGUGGCUGCCCCAGUGGUUGGUGGAGAAGGAGCUGCAGUCCUUUGUGGUGGCCACCUGUGCCCAUCCUGAGUCUCUGAAAAGCAAGAGCAUUUUUGCCAUCCAGCCAGAGAGUUUUGUGUGUGACGAUUUCCCCAAGCCACAGAUCAUCAUCCAGCCCGAGACGACGGUGGCUGUCCUUGGCAAGGACAUCCGCUUCACCUGCCUGGCCGCCAGCAGCAGCAGCUCCCCCAUGGUGUUUGCCUGGAAGAAGGACAACGAGAUGCUGCACAACGCCGAGAUCGAGAACUUCGCGCACGUGCGGGCCAAGGACGGGGAGGUGAUGGAGUGCACCACCAUCCUGCACCUGCGGCACGUCACCUUCGCGCACGAGGGCCGCUACCAGUGCGUCAUCACCAACCACUUCGGCUCCACCUACUCCAACAAGGCCCGACUCACCGUUAACGUGCUGCCAUCGUUUAUCAAAACUCCCCACGACAUCACGAGCCGGACGGGGACGACGGCGCGCCUGGAGUGCGCGGCCGAGGGCCACCCCACGCCGCAGAUCGCCUGGCAGAAGGACGGCGGCACCGACUUCCCCGCGGCCCGCGAGCGCCGCAUGCACGUCAUGCCCGACGACGACGUCUUCUUCAUCACCGACGUCAAGGUCGAGGACAUGGGGGUCUACAGCUGCACUGCUCAGAACUCUGCGGGCUCCGUGCUCGCCAAUGCCACCCUCACCGUGCUGGAGACACCAUCUUUGGUCCAUCCACUGGAAGAUCACGUGGUGUCCGUCGGUGAGACCGUGGCUCUCCAGUGCAAAGCCACGGGGAGCCCCCCGCCCCGCAUCACCUGGCUGAAAGGUGACCAGCCCCUGGUGGUGACAGAAAGGCACCACUUCACCUCGGGCAACCAGCUGCUGAUCGUGAGGAACGUGGUGCUGGAGGACGCGGGGAAGUACACGUGUGAGAUGUCCAACACGCUGGGCACGGAGCGCGCGCACAGCCACGUCAGCAUCCUGCAGGCGCUGGGCUGCCGCAAGGACCGCACCACCGUGGGCAUCAUCACCAUCGCCGUGGUCUGCAGCAUCGUGCUCACCUCCCUGGUCUGGGUCUGCAUCAUCUACCAGACCAGGAAGAAGAGUGAAGAGUACAGUGUCACCAACACAGAUGAGACUAUUGUGCCCCCUGAUGUGCCAAGCUACUUGUCCUCCCAAGGGACUCUCUCGGAGCGCCAGGAAGUGGCCAUUGGAGUGGACACCCAGCAGCCCAAUGGGCACAUUGACAGCAAUGGGAUGUGUCAGGCUGAUGUUGGAAGGUGUCCAGAUGUUGAAGCUCCUGCUGUAGGUUGUAGACAGCCCAAGCUGUGUAUCAGCUAUAAUAAAGACACUUGGAAAACUGAGGACAUGGCCGAUGGAAUGCUUGUUCCAGAGAAGACAGGCUACGGGCUGCCCGUGGUGUGCACGGAGUGCAGCGGCAGCACGGACAGCGUGAACGUCCACAUCUACCCCAAGGACUCGGAGAGCCUAAAGACUGUGGAGAACACCCACCCCAAUGCACUGAGCAGCAGGGAGCACCAUAGGAAGAGGGGUGCAGGCACCAGCCUUCUCCAUGCUCAGCCCUGCAAUGGGAUUGCCAGUGGCAAGAGGGUGGAAACAGACGGGACCCUGUACCCCAGCAACCACGACAGGAUAAGGCCGGAGGGCACGGCCGGCGCGCUGCUCGCGGACACGCGCGGCUCUUCACAAGCAGCAGCAAAGCCUUCAGAGCUUAACAACCUUAAUUUGGUGAGAGCUUCACCUGCAGGAGGGUCAUUAAAGCAACUGAACGUGCUUCCUGAAAUAUCCCCAGCACUACUGGAUCUGCAGAGGGAAGCAGAGGUGGAGCAGGCUCUCCUGCCCAACAGCACCACAGCCCAGCCCCGUGACUCCGCUCACGAGCCCAAGCUACCCAACAGGUCUCUGGACUGAGAGCACAGACUGGCUGCCAUGUGCAAAUCAACAAACACACUAUUACUUUUUUUAAAUUUUUUUUUUUUUUUUGCACAGAGUAUAUAGGCUACUUACUUCUACCUCGAAUCUUGAACUGAUGGCCUGGCAAAGGCAACCAACUGAGGUAUGAGAAACAAGCUUGUAUGGGGAACAAAGUCCUGUUCGAGCGUCACCUGAUUGUACAUAGUUUAAAACUUCCCUGAGAAGUAUGAAGUGUUCAAAAGUCAACUUGCAUAUGAAGCACAUAAAUGCAAGGGAUUAUUGUGUAAAGAGAAAAGUAUUUGAUACAAUUGUACAUAAGAGUUUUCAUAUAUAAAUAUAUAUAUAAAAAUA